Tilletiopsis washingtonensis is the source of this 1872-nucleotide messenger RNA. Its product is annotated as DnaJ-domain-containing protein. Gene Ontology annotation, molecular function: transmembrane protein transporter activity; RNA binding. The transcript is spliced from 7 exons. NCBI's taxonomy places the organism in Eukaryota, Fungi, Basidiomycota, Exobasidiomycetes, Entylomatales. The annotation marks the transcript as partial. The record is from RefSeq and is a predicted model, not a curated record. Gene Ontology annotation, cellular component: Sec62/Sec63 complex. Gene Ontology annotation, biological process: post-translational protein targeting to endoplasmic reticulum membrane; SRP-dependent cotranslational protein targeting to membrane.
CUCCACCACCGCCGCCCACGAUGCAGUACAAAUACGACGAGGAGGGCGGGCAGUUCCUCACCUUUGUGCUCACCUUCCUGCUGCUCGUGCUGCUGCCGCUCACCUACUCGCUGCUCACGUCGCGCGUCAGCGCAAAGGGCAAGCAGGGCUGGCUCGAUGCGCGCGGCCAGAAGGUCGCCGCCAUCCGCCGCCUCGCGCGCCGCAGCCUGCGCAACCCCAAGAUCGGGCGCCGGCUUCUCCUCGUCGUCGUCGGCUGGAUCUCCGUCUUCUUCCUCGUGCAGCGCAUCGCAAACGCCGCCUCGAACAGCUCGCACGCCGUGUACGACCCGUUCAGCAUCCUCGGCAUCACCGCCAGUGCCACGGAGAAGGAGAUCAAGAAGCACUACAAGAAGCUCAGCAUCAAGUUUCACCCGGACAAGAUCCGCCUGUCCGAGAACCAGACCAAGGAGGAUGCCGAGUCGCACUACAUCGACCUGACCAAGGCGUACAAGUCGCUCACCGACGAGACGAUCCGCAAGAACUUUGAGCUGUACGGCCACCCCGAUGGCCGUCAGGAGAUGAGCAUGGGCAUUGCCCUGCCGACGUGGGUCGUCGAGGCGCAGAACAGCGGCUGGGUGCUGGGCGUGUAUGGCCUGGUGUUCGGCCUGGGCCUGCCGUACCUCGUGGCUCGCUGGUGGUACGGCUCGCGCGCGCGUACAAAGGACGGCAUCAUCAACUUGACGGCACAGAACUUCUUCCAGCACCUGCGCGAGGACACGCCGCCCGCGCGCAUCCUCGCGCUGCUGGCCAUCAGCGAGGAGUUUGUGGACCCGAAGCUGGAGAAGCGCGGCAAGGACGCCAACGAGGAGGACCUGAAGGUGCUCGAGACCCAGGUCCGCGAGCAGGUUGAGGCGCUCGGCCCGCGCUGGGCUCUUAUCGAGUCGUUCCGCACGCAGUCGAUCCGCAAGACGCUCGUGCUGCUCUACGCCUACCUGCUGCGCAUCGACACCAAGAACGCGACGCUGACCAAGGAGCGCUACGUCAUCGGCGCCACGGCCGAGCGGCUCAUCACCGCCAUGCUCUCCAUCUCGCUGGCGCACAACUGGAUGGACCUGACGCUGCAGCUGAUGGACAUGCAGCAGUGCUUCGUGCAGGCUGUGCCGCCGGCCGUGGAGCUGCGUCCGGCCGCGGAGCUGAUGCAGCUGCCGCACAUGACGCUGCCCCUCGCGCUGGCCGUGACGCGCAAGGCGAAGCUCGGCGAGCUCGGCCUGCAGGGCUUCUGGAAGAUGGAGGACGCGCAGCGCCGCAAGCUGCUCGGCGUCGGCAAGGAGGGCAAGGAUGCGCUGAGCGCCAAGCAGUACGACGAGCUGAUGCGCGUCGUGGGCGAGUGGCCGCGCAUUGAGCUCGUCGACUCGUUCUUCAAGGUCAACGGCGAGCGCCUCGUCACCACGGGCGCCAUCGUGCAGUUCGUCAUCAAGGCACGCACCCUGCCAUUCCGCCGCGACGGCGUGAUGCUCAACUCCGGCGCCCGCCCGGGCACCGAGGCCUCGCGCCGCGACGAGGAGUCGAGCGUGCGGCCAUCGACCGAGGACGACGAGGAGGUCUCGCUCGACCACCUCAUCGGCCGGACGGACACCAAGACGUCGAAGGAGGGCAAGCAGCCCGUCGGCGUUGCGCACGCCCCGCACUUCAUUGAGGUGCGUUGCUCACGCAUAGCCUGGCCCGCGAGACUUGUAGGCUGACCUGUGACUGCAGGAGCGCAAGCCGCAGUGGUGGGCCAUGAUCGCGGACCCCAAGCAGAGCCGCAUCAUUGUGCAGCCGACGCGCGUGACGGACAUUGGGCCCGACGCCGUGCGCAUGUACUCGGUGCAGUUCCAGGCGCCGCCGCAGCCC